UUUUUUGAAAUUUUUGGAGCCGCCGUUGCCCGCACCUCAAUGCCACCGCGAACCCGAUACAGCGCCACCAUCUCUACCAGCUCAAGUAGGCCUAAGCUUCCAAUCCGACCCUCUAAAGGCAUAAUCGCAGCUUUCAACAGAGUACAACUCGGGAAAAUUAACGUCCGUGGUUAAACAAUAGGAAAACGGUGACGGUUGCGGAGAAGCAAUUGUGAAUAUUAAAGCUAAUUUUGGAUUCCCCGCACGGACUGGAUUUAUGAAUCUAAAAACGGCAUGGAAAUGGGGGUUCAGAAUGCCGAAACACAAGCGAUUGCCAAACCAUUUCGGACGGCGAGAACAGUCGGAUGCAUGCAAAUUGAUGUUCGAAAUACAAAGGAUGUACAGCUGCCAAAGCCCUAGCUUCGCCAACUUACUAGUUAGCAAGCAUGGGAAGUGCAAGCAUAGCAAUGCUUGGAAUUGUUCAUGAACAACUCACAGAAGAUAACUAUGAAUACUGGAAAGUAUGCUUGAAAAGGUACUUGGUCGGUCAAGGCUUGUGGGAUGUUGUAACUGGGAAGAUACCUCAACCAGUGAAAGAUGCUGAUGACUAUGAGGACUGGACAAAAAAGAAUGCAGUGGCUUUACAUGCCAUUCAAUUGUCAUGCGGACCAGACAUAUAUAAAAAGUUCAGGAAAACUACUUCUGCCAAAGAUGCAUGGGAGCACCUGGCUCCAUCACAUUUGAGACGACGAGAUGACCACGAAGAUUCGGGUGAAGAAAAUGAUAAGUUUCAUCACCUUAGUUAUCAGACCUUGUACAACGCAAUUGAAAAUGGGGAUUGGAAAGAAACAAAAAGAUUACUUGAUCUGCAUGACAACGCUGUCAGUGCGAGGAUUACAUCCACAGGGGAUACAGCUCUUCAUGUUGCGAUUCUGGCUGGACAUUUAGGGAUUGCAGAGAAGUUGGUGAAAGUAAUGUCAGUAGAUGACUUGGAAAUCACAAAUGAAUUCGGUAGCACAGCCCUCUCUCUUGCUGCCAUCAGUGGAUGCACAAAAUUAGCCAAAGCAAUAGUGAACAAGAAUCCCAAGUCGGUUACAAUUUCAAGUGAUCAACAUAUUGAUGGUGCCAUCCCUGUUAUUGUGGCUUCUUUAUAUAACCGGAAAGAUAUGGUACAUUACCUCUACAAAGUAACACCCAUUGAUGAGCUAAGUCCAGAGAGAGGCCACUAUGGUUCCACGCUGCUGCAUUGCCUGAUCAGUGCCGAAAUCUAUGAUGUUGCUUUGGAGCUACUGGAAGAGUACCCAAAAUUGGGUCUUACUAAAGAUCGUUUCGGAAAGUACACCCUUAGAAUAUUGGCUCAAAAGCCAUCUGCAUUUCCAAGUGGCACUAAACUCGUGUUUUGGAGAAGAUGGAUAUACUCAUGUAUCAAUGUACAUAUAUUGCCACAUCGUACUGGACCAUUACCAUUAUCAAGUGAUGAAGAGAAUACGAGAGGAGUCCAACAACCACCAUAUCGUAGAGGAAAUAUAAUUAGCAAAGCAAUGAGCCUGUUCGGAGAACUGGUUUCAGGCCUCUUGAAAAACUUUGUCCCAGAUUUAUAUCAUAGAAAGUUGGUACAUCGUGAAGCCCUCAGAAUCCUCAGUUGCAUUUGUAAGGGGAUACCAAAAUUGAGUGAGUCACAACUUUCUGAUAUUGGAAUUGAUGAAAUGAUCUAUGAUGCCGUUAAGCAUGGGAUAUUGGAGUUUAUUGUUGAAUUAAUAAAAUGUGAUCCUCCAAUCAUAUGGAGAAAAGACAGUAAAGGUAGAACAAUUUUUGCACAUGCGAUUAUCUUGCGGCAAGAGAAGAUCUUUAGCCUCAUACAUGGAUUUGGAACGAGGAAGAACAUUAUGGCACACCGACAUGAUAUAUUUGGUAACAACUUUUUGCAUCUAGCUGCCAAGUUGUCUCCUCCUGGUCAGCUUGAACGUGUCUCUGGGCCAGCUCUACAAAUGCAAAGGGAACUUCAAUGGUUUAAGGAGGUUGAGAAUAUGGUGCAACCCAAGUGCAAAGAAGAAGUCAAUGAAAACAGCAAAACACCUGUAACUCUAUUCACUGAGGAGCACAAAGAGUUAGCAAAAGAGGGAGAGAGGUGGCUGAAGAGUACUGCAGCAUCAGGCAUGGUUGUCGGCACCCUCAUUGCUGCUGUUAUGUUUACAACGGCUUUUACUGUUCCUGGAGGUAAUGAUGAGAAGACUGGCCUGCCUAUAUUUCUGAAGUAUGAGGCAUUUACGGUUUUUGUCGUGUCCAACGCAUUGUCGAUGUUUGCAGCAUCCACCUCAGUGUUGAUGUUUUUAGGAAUUCUCACAGCCCGUUACGCAGAAAAGGAUUUCUUUCGCUCUUUGCCGAUGAAAGUGAUCAUGGGUCUUUUCUGCCUGUUCUUGUCCAUCGUAACCAUGAUGGUAGCCUUCGGAUCUGCCAUAUAUAUGACGCUCAAUGAUCGUUUAUCUUGGGUUGACAUUCCGGUUAUCUUUCUUGCGCUCAUACCCAUAACACUUUUCUGUAUGUUGCAGUUUCCUCUUCUUAUUCAUAUAAUCCAUUGCACGUUUGUGUCUACCAUCUCGAGCAAACCCAAGAAACAUCCCCUUGGAGUUUGCUGAAGUUUGGAUGUGAUGUUUCUUUACUUUGGCUGCCAAAUUCAACCAUCUAUGGAUAAACUUGUCAAGAGGUAGUUGAAAUAACUAUUGUGAUUCUCUGGAGUAUAUGCUUGUAACUUCAUGCAGUUCACAUUGUCGAAUUCAUGGUUUAAGAUUUCAAGAACAAGGCAUUUUGUGUUCUAGUCAAAUUAAAUUGGUCUUCCGUGCAA
Rhododendron vialii is the source of this 2821-nucleotide messenger RNA. RefSeq lists its product as uncharacterized. Bases 426 to 2615 code for a protein of 729 amino acids. The transcript is spliced from 8 exons. The record is from RefSeq and is a predicted model, not a curated record. Gene Ontology annotation, molecular function: protein binding. Lineage: Eukaryota; Viridiplantae; Streptophyta; Magnoliopsida; Ericales; Ericaceae.